Molecule: messenger RNA, 2247 nt
Organism: Closterium sp. Naga37s-1
Lineage: Eukaryota; Viridiplantae; Streptophyta; Zygnematophyceae; Desmidiales; Closteriaceae
Source: the annotation of a GenBank genome assembly
AUGGUCGACCCCGUAGUAGAAGCGGGCGUAGCGGACACCUUGGAGGCUCGUUUGGCUGAUGCGAGGAGACGCCACGAGGCUGCCGAGUACGGGUCGACCCUCCCUCUGGGGAUCAUCGAGCUGGGCAUCCGUGCGCAGUGGGCGACGGAACACCCGUCACGACCUGCAUCUCCUCGACCGGUGCGAAACAAAGGUGGCGUCGACGAGGAGGUCGACGGCGGUGCACGAGUCAGCGACAGCGAGGGCACGAAGGAGAGAGGGGUGAUCAAGGUCGACAGUGGCGUCGACGGGAGUCAGGCGCGAGUGCAGCGGUCGACGGCGGCUGCAGGCAGCUCGCGUGCCGACGUCGACGAACGACGUCGCUCUCCUCUACGAAGUGGUGGAGGGCUCUCGGCGACGACGCACGUGACGGCGGGCGGGAUCGCACCGGCGUAUGGUCACUUCAAGUUCACGCCGAACAAAAUUACCGCCUCACCGCUGCAAGGUCGACGGGACCUCAUCACCUGGAGGGAGGCGAUGGAACCUCAGCUGGAGGUCGCCGGGCUGAAGGGCUUUGCCGAUGGCACCGUGCCAAUUCCGCCCGAGGACGAGUUUCGUGCUUCUCACCUGCUCACCUUCAUGGUCAUCUCGAGCGACGAGGACGACAACAAGAGAGGUCGCAGUCGGUCGACCAGUCGUCGCCCCCGUCGAGAUGAGAAGCCGCGCAAGGAGAAGCAGACGUUGAAGAAGACGUCGUCGACGAAGGACGUCGACUCUUCCAGCGGCAAAGGCCGAGGCGACGGGGAAGCGUCGUGCUCGAUGGUCGGCGUGGUUGAGCCGACAGUCUCGCUGGCGCCGGAGGCUGGCGAGGACUUCCAAGCGGUGGCGGCAGCUGUGCAGGCAAACCCGAUGGCGGUGCUACUUGACAGCGGUUCCCACCACCUGAUGGGGACGAAGGCGGUCUUCGUCGACAUGGCGCCGAGCGGCAGUGUGAAGCACGUGCGUGGAUUCAAUGGGGCGUUGCAGCUUGUCGAGGGUCGCAGAACCGUCGCUCUGCAAGGGGAGGCCGGGAAGCGGAUCCUUAUCCCAGACUCGUCGACCGGAGCGGACCCGGCGUGUGUCUCGUGCGUCGGAGGAAAGCUGGCGCGGCGCACCUUCCCCGACAAGGGCUCGGACGCCGAGGAGGCACUGGCUGUCGUGCACAUUGACUUGUGCGGGCCAUUUCGGGUGGCUGCCAAGGAUGGCAGCUUGUACUUCCUGCUGCUGAAGGAUCGCCACACUCGGUUCGUGUGGGUGGUGCCGGUCGCUAAGAAGAGCGACGUGCUGCGGGAGUUCGAGAAGUGGCUGGUGCUGGUGGAACGGCAGACGAAGAAGUCGGUGCUGAUGCUCCGCUACAACCGGGGAGGGGUGUUCCUCGGGAAGGCGUUCACCAACUUCGUCAACGGGAAGGGCAUCGUCCACGACCUGACAUGCUCUUACACUCCACAGCAGAACGGAAUGGCUGAGCGGGAGAUGCGCACGGUCGUCGAGUCCGUGUGGACGAUGCUGCUGCACAUGGGCGUGCAGCACCACUGGUGGCACCUCGCCCUACGACAAGCUGUCUGGGUGCGCAACUGCUUGGAGCGGUCGACGACGCCGCCGGGGAGAACGCCGUACCAGCUGCUGACCGGGAAGAAGCCCGACCUCACCCUGGCACGGGUGUGGCACUGCAUGGUGCAGUUCAUGGUUCCCGAGCAGCAGCAAGGUGUGAAGCUGGCGCCGAAGGCUCGCUGGGGGCUUCACCUGGGCGUGUCACCGGAGAGCAAGGGCUGGGAGGUGCUGGACUUGACCGACAACAAGGUGGUAGCGUCGGUAGAGGUGAUCUUCUACGAGACGCUGUCGCUGGAGGUGUGGAAGGCGACGUAUGGGCCGGCGUCGGGGUGGACGCAGGCGCACCCGCCGACGAACACCUCGACGGCGACGUUCCCACUGCUCGCCGAGGUCGACGAGAUUGCUGAUGAGGGCGUCGAGGAAGUCCUCCCUCCGCCCCCUGUUCUUGCUCCUCCCACCCCCGUUGCAGAUAGGCCUGCGUUGACACCAGUGUCGACCACCGGCGAUGAGGGGAGCCUUAAGGCGUCGCCUGUGGCACCGGCCCGUGGCAUCGGCGGUGGCCGACGAGACGCCAUGCUCGUCGAGGAGGAUGUGCAGCCGUCGACGACAGGGAAGCAGCAGAAGUCCAGUCGACAGGGGAGCAGCAGACCGGGCAGUCGACAAGGGAGCUGUCGAUAA